AUGGUUGAAGACAAGAAUUCAAUUAGUAGUAAAUUGCAACCUAGACCAAACUAUAGCAAAAUUACAGAUGAAAAUGAGAUCGUAUUGAAACAAAUAUGGACUAAUUUAUUUCAUCUUUGGAAAAUUGAAGUUGAUGGAACUAACGCAUUUAGUGAUCGUAGGCUUACCGCUUAUAAUUCUCAUAAUAGUACUGAAUCUGAAAAGAAAUCAAAGAAGAAAUCAUCAGGUGGUUGGUUUGGAUUUGGUGGUUCAAGUUCUUCUGUAGCAUCGAAUGAUGCCACUAAUGAAAAGGAUUCUUCAGUUAAUGCUGAUAAUUCGUAUGAAAAAGGGGUUGUACAUUCAUCGUUUGAUGGAAUUGAUCCGAAAUUGGCAGAAAAUGUCUUUUGGGAUAUGUUGAAAGUAGAUCCUCCAGAUUCUACCAUAUGGAGAUUUUCAAGUGCUAGAAAAUUUAAUUCUAGUAAAGCCACUAGAAUGAUAGCACAUACUAUUAAGUUUCGUUCAAAGCGUAAUGUCGAAGAAUUAUUAAAUAAAGGUGAAUGUGCUGUGUUUAAGAAUAAAGAAGAAGGUGUAAUGUUGAAUUUUAAUUUACAAAAAGCUGUCAUUGUUGGGAGAGAUCUUAAAGAAAGACCAUUUAUCUUAGUAAGACCUAAAUUUCAUCAUUCUAAUGAACAAAAGGAAGAAGAUAUUGAAAAAUUUGCAUUAAUCGUUAUCGAGAUUUCAAGAUUAUAUAUGAGAACAGGUUAUACUUCAAUUAUAUUUGAUUUAACAGAUUUCAGCUUAUCAAAUAUGGAUUAUGCUCCAGUUAAAUUUCUAAUUACUUGUUUUGAAGCUCAUUAUCCUGAAUCCUUAGGUUGCCUCUUGAUUCAUAAUGCACCUUGGUUAUUUAGUCCAAUUUGGAAUAUUGUUAAAAACUGGCUGGAUCCAGUUGUUGCCUCAAAGAUCAUUUUCACGAAGAAUUUGAAUGAGUUAACAAAAUUCAUCGCAAAGGAAAAUAUUCCAAAAUAUUUAGGUGGUGAAAAUGAAUUUGAUCUAGAUAAUUACGUACCACCAGAUGGUUCUCAUGACGAAGCUUUGGAAGAUACAGCUGGUAAAGAUGCAGUUUUAGCAUUAAGAGAAGAGUUGAUCUUGAAAUACAAAGAAUUAACUGUGAAAUGGAUAGAAACUAGUGAGCCGAAAGAAUCAAAGAAACUAUGGAACCAAAGGAUAGCCAUUGGUCAAGAGAUUACGAAUAAUUAUUGUGAAUUGGACAAGUUUAUUAGAUCAAGAUCAUAUUACGAUAUCACUGGGACAUUAGAGAUCUAG
Maudiozyma saulgeensis is the source of this 1302-nucleotide messenger RNA. The record is from the annotation of a GenBank genome assembly. NCBI's taxonomy places the organism in Eukaryota, Fungi, Ascomycota, Saccharomycetes, Saccharomycetales, Saccharomycetaceae.